AUGGCCAGAAGACCAGACGUGGGAAUCGGGAUCAAACACAGAGCAAAGCUACGAGUACUAGAAAGUCAGAGUGUGAACUAUGAAGCAAGGAUGAGAACACCAAGAAGCUUCAAACCUUCUUCCGCGUUGUUACUUAGUACUGAACACGAUUGA
Molecule: messenger RNA, 153 nt
Organism: Dovyalis caffra
Lineage: Eukaryota; Viridiplantae; Streptophyta; Magnoliopsida; Malpighiales; Salicaceae
Source: the annotation of a GenBank genome assembly